Molecule: messenger RNA, 1758 nt
Organism: Arxiozyma heterogenica
Lineage: Eukaryota; Fungi; Ascomycota; Saccharomycetes; Saccharomycetales; Saccharomycetaceae
Gene: TGL3
Product: bifunctional triglyceride lipase/lysophosphatidylethanolamine acyltransferase
Exons: 1
Coding region: 1-1758 (585 amino acids)
Biological process (GO): lipid metabolic process
Molecular function (GO): triacylglycerol lipase activity
Source: RefSeq, a predicted model, not a curated record
AUGGUGUUUACUUUUAUGAAAAAAUGGUUACUACACUUAUUUUACUCCACUUUGGAUCAUAUACCACCAUUUUUUUGGGAGGUAUUAAAUGUCUUAACCGACAUAUAUUUCUUCUGGUUUUAUAAAUUAAUGAAUUAUUUAAGACCCAAAUCAAGAGCAAUUUACCAUGAGGCUAUCAAAGAACUAGACCAAUGUGAAACAUAUGACUUGUGGUGUCAUAAUGCAUCAAUGGUAGAUGAGAUCACAGGUGCUAAUCUGUGGAGAAGAAAUUUUUUUUCUAGAAGAUAUGAUUUUAAUUCUGUUUUGGAACAGUUCACUAUAGUUAGUAAAGCUUUAGAAAAUAAUGAUAUUGAGUUAUUAAGAGAAAAAUUUUCCACUACUGGGCCUUGUAUGUUAAGGAAUUUCGCAGGUAUUGUAGAUAAAAGACUUUUCACCAAAUCAUUAUUAGGAACAAAAUUAUUGAUUGAACAAUAUUUAGAAAAGAAUUUAGAAGGUUUACAAUUAUUAAAUGAUGAACAUGUACCAACGUCGUUCUUCCAAAGGUGUAAGCUAUCUUUGGGGACCACUGCAUUAAUAUUGAAAGGGGGUUCAUUAUUUGGGUUAUUUCAUCUCGGUGUCAUUAAAGGGCUGCUGGUUCAAGGGUUAAUGCCAAAUAUUAUAAGUGGUAGUUCAAUGGGUGCAUGUGUAGCCAGUUUUUUUGGUUGUUUAUCAAAUGAUGAGAUUGAUGAAUUACUCGACGAGUCUAACGGUAUAUUAAAUUUAAUUAAAGAUGAUUAUGAGUUAUUACGAAGUUGUGGAUAUGGAAAUGUAGAACAGCAUUUAAACUUAGGUUCAUUAAUACAAAAUUUGAUUCAUCACGGAUAUUCACAGGAUGUUUACCUUUUUGUUCAAUUUGUAAUCAAGUAUAUUGUAAGGGAUUUAACUUUUGAAGAAGCCUUCCAACAGACAAGGAAAGUCUUCAAUAUCGUUAUUCAUCCAACAGAUAAGUCAUGUCCAAACCUACUGAACUAUGUUACUACGCCAAAUGUGUUAAUACAAUCUGCUAUUAAAUGUUCUUUAGGAUCGGAUGUUAUUGAUAACGACACAAUAUUGUAUUGUAAGAACCUUGACAAUGAGAUUGUUCCAUUUUUAAAUGAACAGAAGACCAAGGAGACGAAAUUCAUGGCUCCAGAAAAGGCAACUAAUGUAGAUGAAUUGGAGAGCCCAUAUACAAGAUUAACUGAACUAUUUAACGUUAAUAAUUUUGUUGUUUCCUUAGCAAGACCAUAUUUAGCACCGUUGAUUGUCAAUGAUUUAAAACACGAAAUUAAAACUUCAAAAUACUAUUAUUAUAAACAUUAUCCAGAGACAGAAAAUAAUAUCAACUUACCUGAAUUAGGUAUACCUCAACUAAGUUUUACAGAGAUGGAACCUUUAGCAUUCAAAUUUAAGUAUCAUCUUGAAAGGAAAUUGAAAAAUAUCAUGACGAUGGAGUUUCAUCAUAGAAUGCAGGUACUGAAUAAUUUAGGCUUAUUAAGUUCAUGGAUUAAAAGAUUAAUUAUUGAUGAAAGUACACCUAGAUCCGCCACUGAAAUUGUGAUUGUGCCCAAGAUUAAAAGUUUAUCUUUGACUAGAAUCAUUGAGGGACAAAUCGACAAUAUACCCUACUGGAUUAAAUGUGGUGAACAGAGUACUUGGCCGGUGUUACCUUUAAUCCACACUCGCUGUACAAUCGAAUUUAAAUUAGAUGAUAUUAUAAAAGAGAGACGAAAAUACUAA